UAGCCAAACACAGAAGCGUGGAUGCGACUCGUUUAAAAAAAAAAAAGCGCCAUUUGAUCAAAAUAGGCUCACCUAAACGUCAUUUAUCGCCACGAAAGUGACCAAGACAAUUUCAAGUGGUGGAAAUGUCGACAAAGAAACUAGCCAAAGAAUUGGGACUGCUGAGGCAGCGUAGUCAGUCGUCCAUCGGGGAACAAAAGGCUCUGCUGUCAAAUCAAACGUUUUCAUACCUGAUCGUCAUUGAUUUUGAAUCCACGUGCUGGCGAGAGAAAAACAACCCCACUCAGGAAAUUAUCGAGUUCCCUGCCGUUCUUCUCGAUACAUCCACGGGGGAGAUUGAGUCCGAGUUUCACUCCUACGUUCAACCUCAGGAACGUCCAAUACUGUCAGCCUUCUGCACCGAGCUCACUGGGAUCACACAGACACAGGUGGAGGCAGGGGUCCCCCUCCGGAUUUGUCUGUCUCAGUUCGGCCGCUGGCUGCAGAAGCUCCAUCUGGAGAAGGGUGUGGUCUUUCCCGCCCAGCAACAGAGCUCCUCCUCUGAGUAUCCCGAACAAAAGCUCUGUGCUUUCCUCACAUGGUCAGAUUGGGAUCUCGGUGUUUGUUUGCACUAUGAGUGCAAACGCAAGCAGAUCCACAAACCCAACGUACUGAACAGUUGGAUUGACCUGAGGAGCACGUACAGGAUGUUUUACAGCAGGAAACCCAAAGGCUUGAAUGGAGCGCUACAAGAUUUGGGAAUACAGUUUUGUGGCAGAGAACAUUCCGGUCUGGAUGAUGCCAGGAACACGGCUCAGCUGGCAACGAAGAUGAUGAGUGAUGGGUGCGUGAUGAAGAUCACGAGAAGCUUGGAGAGGGCCCCACUGACAGUUAAACCCACGAUGACAAAAACCAGCCAAAAGGCACGUGGUCACAACAGUGAAGACCAUCAGAGUGCAAAAAAUAAAACAACGUCCACAGGGAAUAACAAUCUGGUCCUAAACCCUGUGGACCAAAAUUCUGUUCAGACUCUCGUGUCCCCAAAGACAGUUCUUGAUAGUAAGACAACACCACUGUGGGGCAUCCGGAACAACAACAAAAGCAAUGGCCUGGUUCUGUGCUCCACCAGCAUUGGCAGCCUCGAACCUUCAACCUCAAAUUCUGAAAGCGCGGCGGAGUUCUCCGUGGAAGACGAGGCCCGGUCCACGUACGACGACGUGGGUCUAGAGGACUCGGAGGGGGCACUUGUUACUGAUUGCGACGCGGAGGAUUCUGAUGAUCCAGUUUUGGAUAAAUCAAACACACCUCAGAUAUUCAAGUCCAAAAGCUUCUUCCAGCUCCAGGAGAGGACUCCCACCCCUGACACUAACAUGUUGCGUCCUGGAGGCGCUACCACACGUGCAUCCGGGACGCAAAAUGGCGGCAUCCUUUCGACGACCAAUCAGAAGGUGACAUCACCGCUGUGCGACUGUGGACGCCGUGCCAAGCGUCUCCAGGUGUCCAAUGGGGGGCCCAACCAAGGGAAGGGGUUCUACUGCUGUUCUGGCCGCCGCUCGGGUGGUGGCAGGGGUGCCGGGGCGACCAAGAAUAAGGGGUGCCAGUUCUUCAAGUGGGAGUCGGCGCUAAAGGCUAGGUGGUCCCUUUCGUUGGCUCACGUCACAGCCACACGGCCGACUCAGAGGUCCACACUCAGGAAGAGCUGGUAAUAUAGUCGAGAUAGACCGGUGGGUUUUUUUUGUUUUUUUUCCCCAGGACCAAUUACGAUUAUUAGUAGUCAAGGAGGCCGAUAAAUAAUAUUUGGAGCUGAUAUUCAUUUGCAGUAAAAGAGAAAAUAUUGGCUUCAAUUUUUUUAAACUCUUAGAUUCAUUUACCCCAACUUUUCUGUGUAUAACACACAUUUCUUUGUUAAAAAAAAAAAAAAAUCAUAAAAAAUUGAGGGUGCAUUUUAGGUGUAAGAAAAAUUAGUCCGCCUUAACCUGGUGAAAGUCAAUGUAAUAAAUGUGCCUCCCACUACCUCCUAGGGGUGGGUGAGUGUUUGACAUAACAGGGCAUCGGAUUUAGCGUCUUACAAUCAGAAUCGUCUUUAGUUGCCAAGUGUGUCAAAAACACAAGGUAUUUGUCGCUGGUCUGUUGCUUUAAAUAGCGUUGCUGUAAAGGAUUGUGGGUAAUAUAUCUUUCCUUUUGUAAAGGUUGGUCAAGUAACCUAUGCUAAAGGUGGCUUAAAGGUUGUAUCGAGGCACCUUUCCUAAAAAAUGUUUUUAAUUCAAACCACAUAUCCUUUUUUUAGUACUUGCAGUUCAUCUCGUUUGGAUAGAAUAGGAAGGUUCCAAAGGGAAAAUUAGAAGCGGCACUAUGUUUUUUUUAAUGCUUAUUUCUUUCCUCAUCUCUUACCUACCGUAUGUACUCCUUUCCCAUAGUACCACCCUAGUGUUCAGACUGAGACACCACGCAACUGAAAUGCCGUGUUACAGGCUGGUGAAAUGUAUUGCAAGAAAGUUCCACCGCUCCGCCUCUUGCCCCUGACGCAGAAAAAUGGUGACUCAUCAAGUUUACAUUCCAUAAGAUCAUGGGUUGCUUUUAAAGGUUGUAAAAUGGUCAAAUGAAGUCAUGGACUAUGUAUCGGUCUGUCAUGGUGAAGAUGGAGCUGAGCCAAAAGGCAAAGCUCUCUAUUUAGCGCUCGAGCUCCGUUCCCACCUUCACCAAUGGUGACGGGCUGUGGGUCGACCAAGAUCGCGGAUACAAGCGACCGAAAUGAGUUUCCUCCCUUAUAGAUAAGAGCGAGAAGCUCGGUCGUCCGGGAGGGGCUCAAAAUCGAGUUGCUGUUCCUCCGCAUUGAGAGGAGCCAGAUGAGGUGGCUCGGGCAUCUGAUUAGGAUGCCUCCAGGACGCCUCCCUGGUGAGGUGUUCCGGGCACGUCCCACCGGGAGGAGGCCUAGGGAGCGACCCAGGAUACGCUGGAGAGGCUAGGUCUCCAAGCUGGCCUGGGAACGCCUUGGGAUCCUCUCAAAGAGCUGGACGAAUUGGCUGGGGAGAGGGAAGUCUGGGAUUCCCUGCUAAAGCUACUGCCCUCGCGACCUGACUCCGACCUAAGCGGGAGAGAAUGAAUGAAAGUUGCUAACACAGUAUAUCAUCGUUUUUUUUUUUUUGCAUUUACUUGGACAAGGAUUGUCUGCUUCAGUGGACACUAGUACAAUAUCUGAAUGUUCUGUGAAAUCGAAAUGUCAAGCAAAUUUUAUUGACACAGCACGAAAAG
Messenger RNA from Phyllopteryx taeniolatus (common seadragon), 3231 nucleotides. RefSeq names its product ERI1 exoribonuclease family member 2 (gene eri2). The record is from RefSeq and is a predicted model, not a curated record. Gene Ontology annotation, molecular function: zinc ion binding; 3'-5'-RNA exonuclease activity; nucleic acid binding. The transcript has 9 exons. Bases 126 to 1685 code for a protein of 519 amino acids. Lineage: Eukaryota; Metazoa; Chordata; Actinopteri; Syngnathiformes; Syngnathidae. Gene Ontology annotation, biological process: exonucleolytic trimming to generate mature 3'-end of 5.8S rRNA from tricistronic rRNA transcript (SSU-rRNA, 5.8S rRNA, LSU-rRNA).